Messenger RNA from Ostreococcus lucimarinus CCE9901, 1170 nucleotides. RefSeq lists its product with no specific name. Lineage: Eukaryota; Viridiplantae; Chlorophyta; Mamiellophyceae; Mamiellales; Bathycoccaceae. Gene Ontology annotation, biological process: tRNA wobble position uridine thiolation. Bases 1 to 1170 code for a protein of 389 amino acids. Gene Ontology annotation, molecular function: sulfurtransferase activity. The transcript is spliced from 2 exons. The record is from RefSeq and is a predicted model, not a curated record.
AUGCCGGCGCGUUCCGAGGCCGCGACGGCGGGCGCGCGCGAAGAGUACGUCGUCGGACUGUCCGGAGGCGUCGACAGCGCCGUCGCCGCGUGGGCGCUCGAGCGGUGCGGCGCGCGCGCGACGGCGACGCUCAUGAGAAACUGGGACGCCCGGGACGAGGACGCGGCGACGGAUUGCUCGCACAGGGACGACCUGAAGUCGGCGAGAGCGAUCGCAGAAAAAUUGAAUCUGAGAUUUAUCGAAAGCGAUUUCACGAGAGAGUACUGGCACGAGGUGUUCGAACCGUACGUCGAGGCGUUCGAGAGCGGGGCGACGCCGAACCCGGAUUUGGAGUGUAACCGCCGCGUAAAGUUUGGCGCGUUGUUGAGACGGGCGAUGGAGGAUUUGGGAGGGCGGUAUCUCGCCACCGGGCACUACGCGAGGAUCGAUCGAGACGUCGACGAGGGCGCGCCGCCGCGGUUACUGCGAGGGAUCGAUCAGACGAAGGAUCAGUCGUACUUUUUGGCGUCGGUGCGCGGCGAGGCGUUGCGAAGCGCGUGCUUUCCGCUCGGCGCGGUGUUCAAGUCAGAGACGCGCGAGGCGGCGCGGAUUCUCGGGUUCGAUUGCGCCGAUAGACGAUCGAGCGCGGGGAUCUGUUUCAUCGGUCGCAGGCCGUUCGGGGAGUUUAUCGGUGAGUACAUCACGCCAAGCGAGGGCGCGUUCGUGGACGCGGAGACGGCGCGUCCGGUGCCGGGCGCGGCGCCGCAUCGAGGAUUGGCGUCGUACACCGUCGGACAGCGCGCAAAAAUAGGCGGUGCGCCAAAACCUUGGUUUGUCGUCGGGAAGAACGUCGCCGCAAACGUCGUGUACGUCGCAAAAGGUGCUGAGCACGACGCGUUGUAUUCCACUCGCGCCGCGUUGGCGGAUGAGUUUUGGAUUUCCAAUCGACGGCCUACGAGCGACGACGGAUCGAGUUCCGUUCGCCUGCUCGCGAAAACGCGCUACGCCUCGUUUUCUUCCUCGUUCGUCCCGCGCGUCGAAUCGUCGCCGCUCCGCGCGACGUUCGACCGUCCCGAACGCGCCGUCACCCCAGGUCAGGCUUUGGUGCUCUACGACGGCGACGUGUGCUUGGGCGGUGGCGUCAUCGAACACGUCGGCGUAACCGAGUUCGAGGCGCGCGCCGCGUCUUAG